Molecule: messenger RNA, 624 nt
Organism: Styela clava
Lineage: Eukaryota; Metazoa; Chordata; Ascidiacea; Stolidobranchia; Styelidae
Source: RefSeq, a predicted model, not a curated record
AUGGAAGAAAUAUUGAAAUGCAGCUCUUGUGAAGAGAAAUUUGAAACAACUGGGACAAAAGAACCACAGGUGCUUCCAUGCCAGCACACAUUUUGCAGAGCUUGCAUUUCGACACUCAUAGGACAAGAUAGUACGAAAUGCCCAUCAUGUCAGGAGGUCCAUGACUCAAUAACUUCCGCUAAUCGCAAUGCUGUCCGGAACAAUUUGACAGUUCUCAGUUUACUUAAGAAAAAUACAACCGUCAAUAGAAGAAAUGCAAAGCUGGAAUUUUUGAAAAUUCACAUCGUUCAUGUGAUAAUGGCAAUCAUGAUAUGCGUGGUCUUUGUGCCAAAUUUUAACGUUAUGGAAUUAAGAAAACCUUCGAAUUUUUUGAGUUUCAUUAUAAUGCCCUUUUAUCCUGCGAUUAUAUUGAAAAGAGACAUGGAAGACAUUCCAAAAAAUAUUAUCUUAGAUCUAAUUCUUUGGGUGAAUGCCAUUGGCAUUGUAACAGUAUUAAACGGUAUAUCACCAGUUAUAAAACAGUUAGUAAUUCGCUUCUUGAAGGCUCCGGUAUGGAAGGUUGGCAUAAUGGUUAUCUGUUUCGCAAUUGUUGUGCAGUAUUUCCCGUCAAAGACUGAAAUUUAA